UGCCCUCGCCCCGCCCCUUCGCCUCUCCCCGCGCUCCCUCUCUCGCUCACGGAAGGCGCUUUUCGCGAAGGCCCGGAUUUUUACAGCACUUCGCUUUUCUAACCCCGAAGAGUGCACGUUUGUUCGCAGGGCCAGGAAGGAGAGCCCCGCCCCGCCCGCCGCCUUUGGAGCCCUCGGACUCUGCCCGGCCCGGCCUCCCAGGCAUGGCGGCGCUGCGCUUCUCCGCCAAUCUGUCCUGGCUAUUCCCCGAGCUCCUCGGCCUCCCCGCGCGGCUGCGGGCCGCGGGCAGCUCGGGCUUCGAGGCUGUCGAAGUGGCCUGGCCUUACGCGGAGCCGCCUGAGGUGCUGGCGCGCGCCGCGCGAGAAGCGGGGCUGCGGCUUGUGCUGAUCAACACGCCCCCGGGAGACCAAGAGAAAGGGGAAAUGGGGCUGGGGGCCGUCCCCGGGAGACAGGCGGCCUUCCGACAGGGUCUGGAGCAGGCCGUGCGAUACGCCAAGGCCCUGGGCUGUCCCAGGAUCCACCUGAUGGCUGGCCGAGUACCCCAGGGAGCUGAUCGAAGAGCAGUCAAAGCUGAGAUGGAGAUGGUUUUUCUGGAGAAUCUGAGGCAUGCAGCUGGGGUUUUGGCUCAGGAGGACCUCGUGGGACUGCUGGAGCCCAUCAAUACCCGCAUCACUGACCCCCAGUACUUCCUGGACACGCCCCAGCAGGCGGCAGCCAUCUUACAGAAGGUCGGAAGACCCAACCUCCAAUUACAAAUGGACAUAUUCCACUGGCAGAUCAUGGAUGGGAACCUGACAGGAAACAUUCGGGAGUUCCUACCCAUUGUUGGGCAUGUGCAGGUGGCACAGGUCCCAGGCCGAGGGGAGCCCAGCAGCCCCGGAGAGCUGAAUUUCCCCUAUCUGUUUCAACUGCUGGAAGAUGAAGGCUACAAAGGCUUUGUGGGCUGCGAGUAUCAGCCUCAAGGUGAGGGGUGGCCCUGGGGAAGGGAGCUCUGGAGGGACUGGACAGGGGCUGUUUUCUCCUUGUCGGCUGAGAUGCCGAGGCCUCCCUCUCCCUACAGGAGACACAGUAGAGGGCUUGAGUUGGCUACGUUCAUACUGGGAUAGGCGGGGCCACCCAGAGGUGGCCAGCGAGGGCCUGCACACCACCCACAUGCCUCUAGACAGCGAGUGAGAUCCCAUCUCCUCCUCUGCAUUAAAGACGACCUGCUGAACAUUGUCUUAUGUCUCUGUUAUGGGGUGGGGGGGACACAUAGUGUCUAACACUUCAGUUUCUGUUGCUUCCCUCCCAUUAAGAAGCCAGUGCCAGGGUUGCUGUGGAGAUAGGAGAGCUUCUGAGCCCACCUUCUCAUUAAAGGAUGAGAAUCCCAGGGUCUGAGAGCAAAGGGACUUGACAGUGGCCACAGGUGUUUCAAAGGCAAAGCUGGGAUUGGAACCCAGGUGUCAUCUCAAUGGGAAUGUCCAGCAGUGAUGUCCAAGUGGGAAGUGAAGACCCGAGGGCUCAAGGGACACAGGUGGCUGACCGUGGUCAAAGGCUGGGGGGCAGGAUCAGGUAGAGGAGCUCUAGGGGGUUUUUGCCACCCCGUGUGAACUCCUGAGACUCUACCAGGUGGGCAGAAAGGAGUACCCCAGAAGGGCCCAAGGGGUCCUUGGGGUUGACCUGACCCUCUGAAGUCCUGGAUGGGUCACUGGCUGCGGGUGUUUGAGGAGGGCAGUUCUCUGCUGCCAGGCUGGGGCAGCAGACCCCCAAGACAUAGUUACAAAGCC
Molecule: messenger RNA, 1766 nt
Organism: Rhinopithecus roxellana (golden snub-nosed monkey)
Lineage: Eukaryota; Metazoa; Chordata; Mammalia; Primates; Cercopithecidae
Gene: HYI
Product: hydroxypyruvate isomerase (putative)
Exons: 7
Coding region: 204-1106 (300 amino acids)
Biological process (GO): glyoxylate metabolic process
Molecular function (GO): hydroxypyruvate isomerase activity
Source: RefSeq, a predicted model, not a curated record